Anopheles funestus (African malaria mosquito) is the source of this 2402-nucleotide messenger RNA. RefSeq names its product DC-STAMP domain-containing protein 2. Gene Ontology annotation, cellular component: membrane. The transcript is spliced from 4 exons. The record is from RefSeq and is a predicted model, not a curated record. NCBI's taxonomy places the organism in Eukaryota, Metazoa, Arthropoda, Insecta, Diptera, Culicidae. Bases 124 to 2055 code for a protein of 643 amino acids.
ACGCUUGCCGCAGCAUAGUUCAAGUGAAUAGGACCUUUCAGCGGUGUUGUUUUCGCGCGUUUCGGAGAUAUUUUUGCUGUACCACAUUGAUCACGUGGCCUGGUACGGAUUCGAACUAUCGAAAUGUUCUGGCGAAUCGUGAAAAUCACUAGCCUUGCCGCUAUACAAACGGUGAUUGUAAAUGUACUUCUGUUGAGUCAAUUUUCCUUCCAGCCUGCCUUGUACUGGAUGUUGCUUGGAAUUUCCUUCCUAAUCGCUCUGGUAUUGCUGACACGCAGUAAAGGUGUUAGAUGCGUGUCAAUGCUCUUAGUUCCACAAUUCCUAAGCAAACGAGGCCGUGCCGCACUGAUCGGAUACAUAUUUCUACUAACGGUUACGGGACCAACCGCCAACACGAUGCACAAUGUGGAAGUUUUGGGGGAAACGUUAAGCUGCACCCAGCAACAGCUAAAGAUGGCCAUCCGGGAUACAAUUGGUGCACUGAAGGUUCCUUUCCUGGCGAUGAAACAAAUCAUUGAUGAGCUGUUAAAAACUGUGGAGCAAUGCUUUAUGAAGGUGCAAAGAACAAUGAUGGAAAUGUUGAAGUUGGUUAAACGAAUACUUCACUCUAUUAAGAGUGCAUACGAAUGGCUGCGUGACAUAGUAUCCGUUUGCAAUGAUAAACUGGGAUCACCUUCCGAACGUUGCACGCAAGCAUUGGAUCAAACGAUCGAAACUUGUAAAGAGGAAAUGGGCAACAUGGACUUCCUGUGUGAAGUGACACAGGUCGGCAAAACGAUCUGCUAUGGUGCAAAGAUGGUGGACUAUUUUUGUGAGCUUAUAGAUUUUAUAAGCGAUGCUGUUAUAGAGGAAAUUGAACAGGGCAUUCAAAACCUGAUGCAAAAUUUGGAGGAACUCUUCCGGGUGAAGGUGGAGUAUGAUCAUACGUUUGAUUUUGCAACCAAUGCUUCGAAAACGUUUGCUGAAGUAGGUGCAGAAAUAAGGCAGGAGAUUGUGGACCGAACUCUACCAUUACGAAGAACGUUCAACUUUCUCGGAAUGGUUACUAGUGGCUUCUUUGUGUGUAUAGUUUUAAGAGCUAUUCGUUAUAGGAAGCGGUACCUGAAAAAAGAUCAUUUUGAUAACAACUUCCUAACUGAAGAUUUCUACAACAUAGAAAAUCGAAGAUUGGAAUUAAACAUUGAAACCGUAUUUCCAUUGACACGCAAAGAAAGCCAUCGUUAUGUGCCUUUAACAUCGUUCCAUCUGACAUGGAAGGAACGCUUUCGUAUAGCAAAAUCCUUAACCUUUCUAGUGAUCUCUACCGUUCAGAUAUGUGGCCAAUUAGCGGCAGAUUACGCACUCUACUGGUUGCUAACGUUAAUCAAACAUUUUAUGCACGAAGGCUCGAAUCGCAUGAAGGGAUCCUCAGCCAGUGCCGUACCUCCACCGCUAGUAGGAGUAAGUGGAGAAGGCAUACUCGCAGAUACAUUGCGUGAUAUCGUGCGUUCGUUCGAACCGAUUAUGAACGGAACGGCGAUUGAUCCUUCCCAAUGUAUUCCCGAUGCAUCCGCGCCAAGGUUUGGUCGCUACGGUCAAAUCGGAACGUUAUUGGUGAUCUGUUGGUGCUUUGCGUUUAUUGAACCGUACGGGUUGCGCGUUAGACAACUUGUAAUGCGACGAUAUUAUCCUGCACGGGCACGUGCACGUGCGAUCUGGCUGUAUAAUGACAUUCUGUUGAAGAGAGUACAUUUAUUAAAGGUUCUAAGAAUGCACCUCACUGGAGCGAAGGAUCGUAACCAACGGGCAAGCGUGAAUUGGAUGGAUGUCGUACGGGCGAAGACUAAUCGCUAUUGGAUCUGGCGAAUGGUGUUAGGCCAGGGAGGAACUGUACGAUGUAUUUUGUGUGGCGAUGUGUUGCAAGAGAAUGCGGAUCCAAUUGUUAGGUGUUCUCGUACCGAAUGUCCUGGAAUUUACUGUCAGGAUUGUUUGCUAGAAACUGGUAACAACUGUUCACUUUGUUUGGAUGUUCUGAUGUCGGAAGCUAGAGAGUUAGAUGAAAUAUAUUUGGAAUAGUUUUAGUAUUGUAUUAGUAUUUCUUAAGAUCAUAAACUCGAUCAGUAAUAUGUUUGAGUUUUCUUACAGAACGAUGAAUCAGAAGAAUUCUUCCAUUGUUUUAUUCGUACUCGCUUUAAGAGGUUCUUAAGGACAUGUGGACGCAGUAGUACUCUGAUGCGCUUUGAUUUAGUGUUAUGGUUUAUUUGUGGUAUGUCCAGAAAAAGCAGCAAUAACCAGGCAUUAUACAGGGAAACCAGAUUGCAGAGAGCCCCAAUAGUUUGGCGUAAAUUUGAAACAGUUUCUGAUCACUUCAAAUAUCAGAUCUCAAACGAACGAUAGUUUGGAGAUACUGAUAACGUCAUUCG